CGUCAACCAAAUCCACUCACAGGGCUUUGUUCAGCCCGACGAGUGCCACGAAGCAAUGGGACUGAACUCAAAACCAUGCUGUUGGGAGGAGUUCCUUGAAAUAUCUUAAUCAAAAAUUAAAAAAAGACUCAAGAAAACUGCAAAGGUUCAUUUACUUAAAAACAAAAAUAUAUGAAAAAUAGAACAAGGAAAUCUAUUAAAUUAAAUAACUAAGAUAUUUCACUGUGAGAUCAGGAGACUGACCCAAGGCUACCAACGACGGUAAAGGAAACUGUACAUGGUAGAUCGACCCGUUAGAAACGAACGACUAAAUACUUCUUAAAUCACGCCAUUUUCGUCUUAAGCAAGCGGUCACUACCACCCGAUAAAUAUGAAGUCAUACCCUACGAUGAAGCUCUUGAAGAAGCGUCCACCAAAAUUUGUGAUCGAUUUUGGAACAACCUAUCAAAACGAAUACACAGAUAAGGGAUACAGUCGUGCCGAUACUUGCUAUCCUACGAAUCAGAAUUUAUUUCUCUUUGGUCAAUGCAGCUCAGUUUCAGAAUACAGAAAUGCCUUUGUAAAGAAAAAAUUUCCAACGAAAGUAGAUACAGACAGAAAACGAGGUAACCCUCUAAAACAAAUGGGUUCCGGUUUUGAUCCUGUGAUCCAGCAGAGUUGUUAUCAGCAAGACUAUCUUCCUACACGAAUUUCUCCAAAAAGUUUGGGCCUACUGCAACGAAAACGUGUGAUGCAUAGUGGCGCCCAGUUUGAUAAAUUCAGCAGAAGAGUAGGAGGAGAUGUUGAGACCACCACAACCCAUUCGCAAGACUAUCUUAACCCACACAGGCAUACGUACCACUGGCCUCCAUUAACUAUAUAUAAACAGAAAAAACUUCUCCUAGGCAAUCUGAAGAAUUUAGCUCAGCCUACAAAAAGCAUUUACCAAUCAGACUUUCAUGGGUAUCCAAGUCAUUUGACAAUUAACACACGCUUCGCGAUGCGAUCAGUACCUGACUCACAUAUGACACCAAGAGGAGACAUUGAUUUCGAUACUUGCUACCAAUUAGCAUACAAAGAUCGAAGAAGGGUACCGAUAAGCAGAAGAAUUAGAUCUUAAUCACAUGAAUAAAAAUAUCGAAAACCUUUCCAUUCUAAGGUUCUGUCUUUUGCAAAAUCAUUUUAAGAUAUGAACCAUAUGAACCAUAUGAACCAUACAAAUUACCUUCGAUCUUGAUAUGAACCGCGCAAAUUCCCAUCUCAUUUGAACGGACGCAGAGACAAAUAAACUCCCAAAUCUAUUUGAAAUAAAAUUACUUAUAUUUUUGACUUCUUUAA
Octopus sinensis (East Asian common octopus) is the source of this 1317-nucleotide messenger RNA. RefSeq lists its product as uncharacterized. The record is from RefSeq and is a predicted model, not a curated record. Bases 371 to 1099 code for a protein of 242 amino acids. Lineage: Eukaryota; Metazoa; Mollusca; Cephalopoda; Octopoda; Octopodidae. The transcript has 9 exons.